Syzygium oleosum is the source of this 1873-nucleotide messenger RNA. Its product is annotated as transcription factor MYB10. Lineage: Eukaryota; Viridiplantae; Streptophyta; Magnoliopsida; Myrtales; Myrtaceae. The record is from RefSeq and is a predicted model, not a curated record. The coding region runs from base 567 to 1634 and encodes 355 amino acids. The transcript is spliced from 3 exons.
AUUUUUGCCGAGAAUAGCUUCCCAGUUUCAAAUCAUUGCUCACUCACCAUGAUGUAAUCAUGUUCGAGUUUCUCGAUUAAUUAGAUUUCCAUAUAUUGAUGAUUUUUUUCCAUAACAAUACAAAGUCGCUAUCUUGCAGUACUUUGAUUAUAGAUAGCUAAUUUCGGCAUAUUAUCUACAAGAAAUGAUCAUUUUGGGUGUUAAUAAUCUCAUUUAGCCCAGCCUGAGUCCGUAGGAUUUAACAUUUGAAGUUUCGCAUGAUCAGCUUGUUACCGGAGGAAUGCUGGUUUGAGACGCAUCUGCCAACUUAAGGAUAGUUUUUGUGGGUCCAUCUUUUACUUUUUUUUUAGACUAAUCAAGUUUAUAUAAACCAUUCAACCCAAAAAUAAAAAAAAUAAAAAAGGGGUUAUUUAGUGGGCCUGAUUCCUCCCAACACAAGUCUUUGAAAUUUGAUACCCACAAUAUAGAAAUUAAAAAAAAAAGGGAGAGAGAGACCUGCUUUUGAGCGUAAUCUUAUUCAUAUACAACCACAAUCCUUUGGUAAAUCUCAUUGCUGGCCUGCACAUAUGAGAGGAAUUCAAGACUGUACAUGCAGUGGAAGCCAUGCAGUUCUUUUAAGGACCCCUUUUCCCCCAUGCAAUUUGCACCAGUUCUUCAAGCAUCUUCUUUCCAUCAAGAGUUCUUCAGGACUGUUGCGAUGCGGGAAAAGUUGUCGACUGAGGUGGAUUAACUACCUGCGGCCAGACGUGAAGCGAGGGAAUUUCACGAAAGAGGAAGAGGACACUAUCGUUCAAUUACACCACUUGCUGGGAAACAAAUGGUCUAAAAUUGCAUCACAUUUGCCUGGAAGGACUGACAAUGAGAUCAAGAAUGUGUGGAACACUCAUUUGAAGAAGCGUUUGGCCGGUAAGGGCCUUGACCGGUCGAAGCACGAAUCCUCCAUUAGCUCCUCGUCCUCGUCUUCCUCUGCGUCUUCGCUCGUGUCCCAUGCCUGCGUUGACAGGAAUGCGCCGGUGGACCUCGAACACUCAAUGGGUCAAGGUCCUCUGGAUGUGAAAUCUUGUGGUCAGGAUGGCGUGGUGCCGCCGCCACUCCCCGAUGACGCUCAAGAAGUCCAAGAGAAAUUAGCCCAACGCAUGCCCGAUAACAAGGACUCCAAAGAUCAGUCGUUCACCUUUUCCGGCUCCAAUGAACCGGCUUGUCUGAAGGACUCUGUUCGAGUGGAUAGUCCGAUCGCGGAAGAGCAGAUGGAUUCGUUCUUCAGCUUCAACAGCCCUUACGAUGCGCGAGGCGCAUUGGAGCUGGAAGAAGUGAACAAACCAGAUAAUAACAAUAACGAGUUGGGCAACUUCACAAUAGACAUCCCGUUCGAGUGCGAUGACGAAUUUUGGAACAUGUUGGAUAGCUUGGAACCGUGCUCGGUCCACAAAGCUGACGCCGGACAGGACGGCCCGAGGCCCGGAGAAGGGGUUUCUGCAGAGGACGAGAACCUGAGCUGGCUGCAGUACCUGGAGAACGAGCUCGGGCUCGAGGCGACAAAGGAAAGAGGAGACCAAGAAAAUUCAAGAACCAGCUCCGUCACCACAAGUCCGUCAGACGUAGCGGUGCCGAUGAAGGCAUGUUGUCAAGGUUAGGAGUAGAAUUUGGAAGCAGCCGCAAAAGCGUCGCUUUUGAUGUCAAGAAUUGACCCCGGUUAAAUCCGCAAGCUAGGACACACGGUGUUUAGAUCCGUGUCCUUUUCAAAAGUAGGUAGAGGGUGGCGAGGUCAAGAAUUUGACAAAACGCUAUCUACUCUGCUGUUCAAUUUCAAAUGUGAAAAAACUGAGUUACGUGCGCCUCUGUAGCAUGUCAUCGAGUCUGAUUUGCUGUUCAA